AAGGAUUUAGAAAGUCCUCAGAGGCUAUUUCUUUCUCGCAGAGGCGGCCACUCCCUAAAUCCCGGCAAGGAAGGGGAGGGGACUGAGCGGGGUCACGCCCCUUCUCCUGUAAACACGUGUCUUCCAGCUUGGCUGCUGGAGUUUGAUUUACUGAGAGUAGCUGCGCGCCCUGAACUUUCCCCAUGGUUUCGGUGACCAGAUCCGUGUUCGGAGAACUGCCCUCAGGGGCAGGGACCGUGGAGAAGUUCCAGCUGCAGUCAGACCUGCUGAGAGUGGACAUCAUCUCCUGGGGCUGCCCCAUUACGGCUCUGGAGGUCAAAGACAGGCAGGGGAGAGCCUCAGACGUGGUGCUGGGCUUUGCCGAGUUGGAAGGAUAUCUCCAAAAGCAGCCCUACUUUGGAGCAGUGGUUGGAAGGGUGGCCAACCGGAUUGCCAAAGGAGUGUUCACAUUGGACGGGAAGGAGUAUCACCUGGCCAUUAACAAAGAACCCAACAGUCUACAUGGAGGAGUCCGUGGGUUUGAUAAGGUCCUUUGGACCCCUCAGGUACUGUCCAAUGGCGUCCAGUUCUCCCGUGUCAGUCCUGAUGGUGAGGAAGGCUACUCUGGAGAAUUAAAAGUCUGGGUGACAUACACGCUCAGUGGUGGGGAGCUCACCGUCAACUAUCGCGCACAGGCCAGUCAGACCACGCCGGUCAACCUGACCAACCAUUCUUAUUUCAACCUGGCAGGCCAGGGUUCCCCGAAUAUAUAUGACCAUGAAGUCACCAUAGAGGCUGAUGCUUUUUUGCCUGUGGAUGAAACCCUGAUUCCAACAGGAGAAGUUGCUCCGGUGCAAGGGACCGCUUUCGAUCUGAGGAAGCCAGUGGAGCUUGGGAAGCACCUGCAGGAGUUCCGCCUUAAUGGUUUUGACCACAACUUCUGCCUAAAGGGAUCUAAAGAAAAGCAUUUUUGUGCAAGGGUGUAUCAUGCUGGAAGUGGGCGAGUCCUCGAAGUGUACACCACCCAGCCUGGGGUCCAGUUUUACACAGGCAACUUCCUGGAUGGCACACUGAAGGGCAAGAGUGGAGUGGUCUAUCCCAAGCACUCGGGUUUCUGCCUUGAGACCCAGAACUGGCCUGAUGCAGUCAAUCAGCCCCACUUCCCUCCUGUGCUGCUGAGGCCUGGGGAGGAGUAUGACCACACCACCUGGUUCAAGUUCUCUGUGGCCUAAGGAAGUAGGAAGAUGUGACCCUGUCCAGGGCCAGGCUGGGAGAACCCUCUGCAGCCUGUCUUCUGUCCAGAGAUGAGAUGAAGAUUCAGAAGCUCUAAAAAUGAUCCUGUGAACUAAAAUCAUACAAAUGGUGGCUGUCACGAUCAUCAGCUUGAAUAUUGAUUUCCUUUCCCAGUGUCUGACUCCAGGCCAUGUUUAUAGACUGACCCCAGCCCAGAAGGGUACUGAGCACAGGUAGAGCACAGGUACACACACAGUCCUCAGUUCCACCUCCCCACCCCGCCUCUUUUCUUUCCACUUUUCACCUUCUUUGAUGCUACUCUCACCGCUUUUCUGCCUCUCCUUUACUUCAGACCGCUCUUGUGCAACAAGGUCACCUGAGCUCGUUUAGCACGCUGGCAGAGGGACCCGUGCCUCUGCAAGGCAGACGACUGACAGUGAAGGAGCUGACAGGUUUAGAGAGGGUGAGAGACCCACAAGCUAGCAAAUACCGUAGCCAGGGCUUGAGUUCAGGUCAUGAAAAUCAAAUCAAAUCCCCUUCUUUACCUCUGCAUUAGUGUCCCAGACCGUUUCCAGGGUGACUGAGGGACAAAGAAGGGUCUGGCCUCAGUCUUUCUUGUCAGAUUGUUUCAUAGGAAGCAUGAGGCUGACUUGAAUUCUCUCUUAGCCUUAGAAGUGGUAUGACUUGAAGUGCAAGAUCAAACCACCCAGAAAGAAUCUGCCAAUUAGAUUCUCUGCCUUGAGGUGAACUGAGAAAACUCAGCUCAGCCCUGCCAAGGUAUGGGAGAAAGGAAGGCAUUGGAGACGAGUUGUGCAGCGUGAGGAGAGUGCUUCGCCUUUCCAGCACCAUGCAGGUUACACUUUGCACCAGGAACAGACGUUUGGUAGACAAGGGUGGCCCCCCUCUUCCUGGACAGUUGAAUCAUCAAUGGGUUUGGGUUGGUAAUUUGUAAACAAACAUAUUUUCUACAAUCAUAUACUCCAAUCAGUUGAAAUAAAGCCAAAAUCUGCAUAU
Messenger RNA from Tupaia belangeri chinensis (Chinese tree shrew), 2226 nucleotides. RefSeq names its product galactose mutarotase (gene GALM). The record is from RefSeq and is a predicted model, not a curated record. The transcript has 7 exons. Gene Ontology annotation, biological process: glucose metabolic process; beta-D-galactose catabolic process via UDP-galactose, Leloir pathway. Lineage: Eukaryota; Metazoa; Chordata; Mammalia; Scandentia; Tupaiidae. The coding region runs from base 183 to 1211 and encodes 342 amino acids. Gene Ontology annotation, molecular function: carbohydrate binding; aldose 1-epimerase activity.